Messenger RNA from Taeniopygia guttata (zebra finch), 16857 nucleotides. RefSeq names its product homeobox containing 1 (gene HMBOX1). The record is from RefSeq and is a predicted model, not a curated record. Gene Ontology annotation, cellular component: nucleus. Gene Ontology annotation, molecular function: double-stranded telomeric DNA binding. Gene Ontology annotation, biological process: positive regulation of DNA-templated transcription. NCBI's taxonomy places the organism in Eukaryota, Metazoa, Chordata, Aves, Passeriformes, Estrildidae.
CUCACAGCUGCAGCAGGUGGGGACUCGGAUGUUGAUAUCAACAUGGCGCUUGUCAGACAGACAAAGACAGUCGGUCUGGUGUGAUUGAGCCAAAAAAAAAAAAAAACAACCCAAAAAAAAAAGAGAGGGAGCGGGCGAGGAGGAGGGAGCGGCAGGAGGAGCGCCGGGCGGGGAGGGGGCUGUGUCCUCGGGGGGCGUGGGGGGGCUGAGGGAUUUCCUCCCCCCUAUUGUUCUCGUCCCUCCGCGCCCCCCGUUAAUCUCCCCUCAAUCUGGGGCGGGGGCAGGCGGGGGGACCCCCCCAGUUCCGCCGGUCCAUGGUGAGGCGGAGGCGCCGGCAGCACCCAGAGAAUGGUGAAUAACACUGAAGACCCUCAAGAGGCUUUGUAACGUCCCAUCCUCAUGUAAAGUAUGCUCAGAACUUUUCCAGUAGUCCUGCUGGAAACCAUGUCUCACUACACAGACGAGCCAAGAUUCACCAUAGAGCAGAUCGACCUCCUGCAGCGCCUGAGACGCACGGGAAUGACCAGGCAUGAGAUCCUGCACGCCCUGGAAACCUUGGACCGUCUGGACCAAGAGCAUAGCGACAAAUUCGGGAGAAGGUCUGGCUACGGAGGCGGCUCCUACGGCAACAGCACCAACAACGUCCCGGCGUCUUCCUCGACGGCCACGGCUUCCACGCAGACGCAGCACUCCGGGAUGUCCCCGUCCCCGAGCAACAGUUACGACACCUCCCCACAGCCUUGCACUACGAAUCAGAACGGGAGGGAGAGUAACGAGAGGUUGUCUGCCUUCAAUGGGAAGAUGUCGCCCACCCGCUACCCCCUGGCCAACAGCCUGGCCCAGAGGUCCUACAGCUUUGAGGCUUCCGAGGAGGACUUGGACAUCGACGACAAAGUGGAGGAGCUGAUGAGGAGGGACAGCAGUGUGAUAAAGGAGGAAAUCAAAGCCUUCCUCGCCAACCGGAGAAUUUCCCAAGCAGUUGUUGCACAGGUAACAGGUAUCAGUCAGAGCCGGAUCUCCCAUUGGCUGUUGCAGCAGGGGUCGGACCUGAGUGAACAGAAGAAAAGGGCAUUUUACAGAUGGUACCAGCUUGAGAAGACAAAUCCUGGGGCUACACUAAGCAUGAGACCCGCUCCCAUCCCAAUAGAAGAGCCAGAAUGGAGACAGACGCCUCCCCCAGUCACAGCUACCUCUGGGACCUUCAGACUACGGCGAGGCAGUCGGUUCACGUGGAGAAAGGAGUGCCUGGCUGUUAUGGAGAGUUACUUCAAUGAGAAUCAAUAUCCCGACGAGGCAAAGAGAGAAGAAAUUGCCAAUGCCUGUAAUGCAGUUAUACAAAAACCAGGAAAAAAGUUGUCAGAUUUGGAGCGAGUUACCUCCCUCAAAGUGUACAACUGGUUUGCCAACAGGAGGAAGGAGAUCAAGAGAAGAGCCAAUAUCGCAGCAAUCCUGGAGAGCCAUGGAAUAGAUGUACAGAGUCCAGGAGGUCACUCCAACAGCGACGACGUGGACGGCAAUGACUACUCAGAGCAGGACACUUGGCAAGUACGCAACGGGGAGGAGGAGGGACGAUGUUCCGAGGGAGGCAGAGAAGCAGAGAAGGUAGAAGAAGACAGGAGGAUCUGCUCCAAACAAGAUGACAGCACUAGCCAUAGUGACCACCAAGACCCCAUUUCCUUAGCUGUGGAGAUGGCAGCAGUCAACCACACCAUCCUGGCGCUGGCCCGGCAAGGAGCCAACGAGAUCAAGACAGAGGCUCUGGACGACGACUGAUGCCAAGAAAGGGGAGGGUCAAAGCAAGAAGUAACUUAGUUUUAGACGUAGCACCUUAGCAGACUUUCCUCGGUCCUUAAUAUGUGUUCUUACAGUAUAACUUUGCAGUUUCUUGUACGUCAGUUAGCUGUUAGGGUCUUGUUCUGUGAAGAUGGCAUGGUGCCCUCAGCCUUUGCGUAUACUCUCUCAGUAUUAAUUCCCAAUAAAUAAUCAAUCAACCAACCAACCUCCCUCUCCCGGCCCCCAGUGGCUAGAAAGGUAAAAUCGAAAAAAAAAAAAAAAAAAAAAAAAAAAAAAAAGAAAAAAAAAAUCUUGCUGCUCUGUCUUAGCAUUCAAAGUGCUUCCAGGUAUUUUAGACAGCCCUCAAUUACAAGUCUUAGGCUACACUUAAAAUCUUGGAUAACCUUAGAGAUGGUGUUGAAACUGAUAGUCCGUAUGCUUUCCCUGCCCUGAGACUGAAAGGAUGCAAGCUGAGGUAGUGGCACAGGGUCGAUGGACACCAGACUGGGAGUAUCAACAGAGAGUAAAAAGAACACUUAGAAACCCCACUCCAGCAUGGGAAUAAAUGAUUUCCAGCUGCAAUAAGCCGUGCCUCACUGGUCAUACAGUGACUCCGUUUACUUUCGGGUGCUGUGCCGAGAAUGUCCAUUGGAAACACAUUCCCACAUUUCAGUUGAUGCUCACACAUUCAACACAGACAUCCUCUACUCUCACAAGCUGCGUGGCUUAGUGGAGAAGUGCUGCCUUCUGCCUCUGCGACCGUGGUUGAAGCCCAGCCUGGGAUCAAAUGAAAAAUGAGCUGAAUGUCUAAGGAACAACAGUCCGCUUCUCAGAACCACUGCUCGUUCUUGGCAUGGCUGGCAGUGCCUGCUCAGAAGAGGUCUAGACUCUUACCCAUCCGUCAUUAACAAUUUCACCUCUAAUUCCUCCUCUCUCACCUUUUCUGUCCCCACUCUACUCCCCUCUCCACUUUGCCACUUUCGAAAGCAAUGUUUUCCAGGAAGGUUGUUAAGGUCCUAAAAUGGGUGAGUGGAUUUUUACACGCCUGUGUAAGUAAUGCCUACGUCCUGACUAGCCUGAAAGGUUACUGGAGAAUUCGACAUCUGACCAUUGCUAGAUAACCAUCAGAGCAUAAAUAUUCUCCUAAAUAUGAACUUUUUUUGUUUGUUUGAAGGCAGGAGGAUCUCUUACCUGAGAAAUGGGGUGUGAAUGUUUUGUGUUCUCUUUACUCUGUCUUUGUUAAGGUGUGAGAAAGCUAUACUGCUACGAGCAAUUUAAUUAAUAAUUGGAAGCCAUACUGAUAAUGGAUGUGGUAAUAUUUGUAAAGCAAACCUACUCUAAGUAGCAGGAACUAAUGGAAUUGUUUUCCUUGAUCAUAUGUAGCACUUUUGUUACUUUUUUCUUAAAGAUAUUUAUAUUUGAUAAGUCUUUUUUUUAUCAUUUGAGAAUUCCAAAUACCAAACAGCAAACUUGCAUUACAGAGUCACCCUGCGAUCACCUUGUCAUCUAGUAUCUAAAUGAUGAACUGUGUGUGCAUCUAAGAAAAUUACAUCUGCUAGCAUUGUGUGGAAAUGAUCUCCUGGCAUCCUGAUAAAAUGAUAUGUUGCUGCCGGUAAGAGGAAACGUUUUGAUGGAAGCAGCACGAGAAGCGUUAGAGACGGGCAGGGCUGUGGUACAUUAACAGAGAACAAAUUAAAAACCUACGGAAAUUUUUGUAUAGAGACACGUAUAUAAAAGUUUGCAUAGCGUUUCCUCCACAUUCCGCUUUGUCUUCCCAGUUCGUGUGGGAAUAGCUUAAAGAGAGAAAAACAGCUCAAGGAUGGGUUUCCCUUUGCUCCCCUCCACUUUUGAGGUGGAGCUAAGGGAAAUUCCUGUUACUUGCCUUGUUCUCAUCCCUUCCUCCCUCUUAACCCUCAGAGAGCUUCGUGACCGCUCCAGCGUGGCUCCUCAGCAGGUUUUGAGCCAGGCUGAGCCCUCCAGAUCAGCUGCCCCUCUUCUGUCCAUGGGGAGCAAACUGCUCCCCCACGUGCCGAGGAGAUCCUGUGCUCUCAGAGGGCACCGCCGUGCCACCCCUUUGUCCCUGGAAGAUCUAUAGGUAGGGCUUGGCCUCGCCUCCCACUUAUGGAUUUCAUUGGAGAAUUUAUGUGCUUUCCUUAGUUACAGAUCACUGGAGCAGAAUGAAGCCGUGUUUUUUUCCUGUUUUAUUGCAUUUCUUGAGUAGGCAAAUUCAUAAGUAGCGUCAGGGUGGACUCAGGAAAGGCAGGACUUGGAUCAGUGACCAUUGCACCACUGCAGUUAUUUUCUUACUGCCUGUAUGAAUGUUUUGGUACUUAGGAGUGAAAGGAUGGGAAGAGCUUUUAUUUCUAUUUUUGCACAGCAGAAUGAUCGAGCAAACUCGGCCUUAGUGGAAUUUUACCUACUUACUCAUUCCACAAGCUCAGUCACACACUGAGCUGACAAGCAACAUCCACGAUUUAUAGUAAGGAGAUUUUAAUAAUCGAUGACCUCUUUACAUUGGGCUUGCCACCACCAUUUGUUCUGGCUGUUUCAUUUUAAGAAGAACAGACUCAAACUGUUGGACAGCUGCAAUUCUAGAAGAAAUAUUGCUUAUUGCUUACUAUAGUAUCUGUAAAAAAAACAAAGGCAUUGUUUGAGGCUUUGCCUUUUUAAAGCAACAGGGAAGAAUAAAAAUAGUAUUAGAACUUCUGUAUCCUGAUUAUAGGUUCAUGUGAUGCAGGAUCAAAGUAGCACCACUGAAAUUGUGUGUCUGUACCAUCUAAUGUAGAAUAAUCUGGUCUUAAUUCUGUUUGUCACUGUCAGGAAUCUGCUGACAUCCCACGUCAGUAUCUUCUCUGAAGGUUAAACAGGUAAAAAAACCCUUGUGAGCAACUGGAGAUUGGCAGAUCUUCCUGGGCUGUAAAUACCCAGUUUUCUACCUUCCCAUAUUGUCAUCUUAGCAGACAAAAUAUCAAAUAUCUGGGGAAUCAACCCCUUGGUUCUGUGGGGUCAGUGUUUGGGGUGUGUCUGUUCUGGCUUCUCUUUGGGCAUCGGGAGGUACGAGGAACGAGUGGCACCUCAGAGGAACGAGUGACACCUCAGCUGUCCCCAGGCAGCCCAACCUGCUCCUGGCAGGUUGUUUCCAUCAUUCUGGAAGUUCAUCAGGAGCCAUUUGCAGCUGGUCAAUGCCUUUUUGGUUUGAGGUGAAUUACCUGUAACGGGACAGGUGCUGAUGUGAUGGUACCGAGAUGAGCGAAUGUGAUCUGGAGUAAGUGAAAGAAUCGGUGGAGGGUGAGUCCUGGAAUUCAGCAGUCCUGGAAUUCUUUCUUUUGGGGGUUUUUCCAUGGUAUGGGAGUUGUCUUUGUCUUUCUGUGUGUGGGCUGCCUUGGAAAUGAAGCCUCAUUUUGGUAGCACUGCAAUGGAGUGGCAGUUCGUUGUGGCCAGGCUGGAGUCACUGCAGUUUGUUCUCUUCCCGUGAAGUGGCUCUGGUGGCACAUCCGAGCUACCUUUUUGUUCUGUGAACAGAGAAGAAGUUAAUUUAAGAAGCUCCUCAUCUGUGAUGGUCACAGAUUGCUUUUACCUUUGUGGAGUGAGUUCUGGGUGAUAAUUUGUCCCUCAUAAACUCCUUUUACUUGAGUUGUUGUCUCUGACCAUCUUCUUAAAACAACAAUUUCUACCUCCACUGCUCUUCUGGAUUGUUUUGGUGUUGGGUUUUUCUUUAGUUCCCCCACCAUUUUUCCUGAAGUAUGAGAUCCCAAACAUUUGCAAAAGCCUUAUGAGUUGAUAAAAAUCAGCAGAUUUGUUUUCUGUUGAUCUUCUGAAUACCCUAUAGACACACGUGUGGUUAUAGCGAAGUCCUGUGCUGGGUGUGAGUCUGAAGUGCACCCUUGCAGCAAUUAAGGAAUCUCAUUAAGAGCCUUCAGGAGGUCAUGGAAAGGGUUUAGACCCCUCUGUGCAUCAUUUGUGGGGCCAUUGCGUGGGCAGAUGGUAGGGCUGGAGCCCAUUCACACAGUGGGAGAUUGCAGGAGCUGGGAUUGUCCAGGCUGGCUCUGGGGACAUCCCAGAUUUUGGGUUUUAACUGUUUUAAUGAAUUAGUUUUAACUUGGGGGUCCAGUGCAGGAUCAGGAGUUGGACUUUGAUGAUCUUUGUGGGUCCCUUCCAACUCAGGAUGUUCUGUGAUUCCAGAGAAGACAGAGCCAGGCUCUUCUCAGAGGUGCCCAGCAAAACCCUGAGGGGCAGAGGACUAGAGCUGCAUGAAGGAAAAUCCCAGAUGAAUUUAAAUAGAAGUGUUUUCAUGCUCAGUGGUAGAAAUGGCCCAGAAAGUCAGUGAAAUUCCCAUCCUUGGGGAUACUCAAAAUUCAACUGGAUGGACAGGGUUGGAUUAGAGACCUCCAGAGGUCUCUUCUGACUGAAAUUAUUCUCUGAUUCUGUGCAAACCUGCUCAGGCUGAGGUGUUCCCUAGUUCUGAUUUGUACAUGUUGACUUGUUUAUAUAAAUUCUGUUAAUUUGUUAAGGAUUUUUUCUGUUUUGCUGUUCAUAAAAAUUGUCUUUUCUAGUUUACUAAUAGAUAGGAGCUUUAUUUGCAGGGUCUGGCUCCAGGCUCCAAUCAAGCCAUAAGUUAGAGAUUUCAUUAAUUAUUUGCUCUGUUUACACAGUUCUUCAGGGAAAUUUGACUUACUCUGUUUGUUUCAUUGCCUAACAUCAGACUGGUAAGUUUUUCAUGUGUUUUGUAACAUUUGUGAUUUGUAGAUCAGUUUUGUUUUCAUUUCUGAAGAUUUAUCUUUGUCUUGCUGCUGUGAGUGCAAGUGAGAAACUCGACAUAGCUGAACCUAAUUCAGGAAAAACUGGGAUUAACUCUAGACCACUGGUGACUACUGUGGUAAAACAGAAAUUUUGGGUCAGUAAAUCACAAAUUGGUGAUUAUUAGGAGCUGAAAGGGUUUGAUUGGGAAAAAGUCAAGUUAUGGUCACUUGGAUCCCCCUUUAUGCUGUUGGCCACUUCUAGGAAAAGCAGUGUGACAGCUGAAAUAGGUUUUAUUUUUCAUACAGAUAAACCCACUAAAAUUGGUGUAAGAAUUUUCCAAACUCAAAAUUGCUGCCUUGAUGCAAGAUGUUGGUUCCCUGUGCAUGAUCCUAACUGGAAUCCAAAGCUGGAAUCAGUCACAUUUUCCUUGGAAAUUACUAAAUUCACUGUGAGACCGUGCCCAUAAUCCUGAGCUGUGAGUGUUCAGCUGGGGAUGGUUUCCAGCCCCUCCCCUACUCUUUUUAAUUUAUCCCUGCUCAUUUUAAUUAAUAUUUAUAAUAAUGUUCCUCCUCCCACUCCAGCUCCAUCAUGGUGCAGCCCCCACUUCCCAGUCCUCAUCAGCUUCUUUCAAACUCAUUGUGGAAUUACCAGCAAAUUUUAGUGGGUUUUGUCAAAAUUUUGCUCUUAUUUUAUCUGAGUUUUCUCACUCAAGUAGCUCUUGCACUCUUUGAAGUUAUUUAACUUGAUAAUAUUAUUUUGAACAAAGUCUUAAGCUUUUAGGCAAUAAUCUUUGGUUUGGUGCAGCUUUUGGCAUUUGGCAGGAGUCUUUGUUGGCAGGAUUGGUCUUAAAUUGUGUUACAUGUCAGUGACCUUAAUAUAUGUUCCUUACAUGGAUUUUGUGUGUUUGUAGCAGCAGUCAGGGGUUGGAUCCCAAUCCCAGCUACUUUAAUGGAGUUUUGUGGAGUUUUCACUGUGAUUCCUUGGAAGGGAAGGUUGAUGGCCUGACCAAAAAAAUACCUUGCAUUUCCCAAGAAGAGUUGAGAUAUUUCAACCUAAAACAUUCCCCCCUGGGCUUUUGAGCAGCUGGGAUAUUUACUCAGGAUAUUGGAUCAGUUAUUGGCCAAAAGGGAUUUGGUACAGCCCUAAAACCUUCAUUUCAGCCUCUCUUUCUGCUGUCAAAUUUAUGGUGUUUAAACUGUCUGCCUAAAGACGUUGCACAUUCAUGAAAACCAGAGGCAUUCUAGAGAUGGCAGCUACAAAUCCAAAUUUAAAAUACACUGAAAUUAUCUUUUCUUCCUUUGUGAGAAAUAUGUUACAACUAGAGGAGCGUGGUUGAGUGUUUUGAGGACUGUCAGUAAGGUGACAGUGAUUUGAUGUUGGGUUUUGUCCAACAAACGUAAAUCAAAUCAGACCAAUGGAAGUUUAUCUCGGUGGCAGCAGUGAGGCAGAGGGAGAAAAAUUGAAACUCUUUUACUGAAGAGUUUGUUGCCAUCCUUGGCCUUAGGUUUUAUCACUUAAAAAUAGCCUGGAAUUGUUUGCUUUGUAGCUUAUAUCAGAAAAUUGUGGAAGGGGUUGAGUGGGAAGAGAUUUUAAAGAGCAUCCAGUCCCACCCAUGCCAUUGGCAGGGUCACCUUGGAGUAUUCCAGGUUGCUCCAAGCCCCAGUGUCCAUCCUGGUCGUGCACACUUCCAGGGAUGGAGCAGCUACAACUGCCAUGGAGCUAGAAAAUAAUUUAUCAUUUGAAACACAGGGGGAAAUUCACAAAACAUUUUAAAGGUCCCUUUUAAUCAGGCUGACGCAGCAAAAGAACCAAAGGGUGUGAUGGCUGCAGCGUGGAGCUCUUUCCCAUUCUUUCAGGGAGGUCUGGAGUGCUCCAGCCAAGAGCUCAAGCAGGAAUGAGCUGAAGCCAUUGAGCUGGAGCGGGCUGGUGAUGGGCCUUUGAUGUUUCUGUAUGUUCAGAGCAUCUCUCCCUCAGCUGCCUUGGCAGAAACCUCCCUCUGCCAUUUAUUCCCUCUCUGCUCAAUGGCAGCGGGUGUGUUCUGCUGAUCAAAACACCCAGCACACUUGUGCUGAAUCCUUUCAGGCUGCAGCCAGGGUAAUUGGGAUGGGCAGGAUAAAUGCAUGGGAGUAUGGCAGUCACAGUGAUGGCAGCUCUUUUCAAUGGCUGGGUGUCCCUGACGGGUAAUUAGCAGCUUUAGAACUGCGGGGAUUGGCAUGGCCGUGAUUAAAAGGAUUUCUGUCUUUUCUGUGAUUGAAAACAGAAGAUCUCCCGCCCCCUAAUUCUCUUUUAAUACCGGUGUUAUUAGUGACACUUGGAACACAGCUCCUCUGUAAACUUAAAUAAUGACCGCAGUGAAUGGUGACUUAGAGCAGCAGGGACUGAACCCAGCUCAGUUUUUCUAUGCAAAGCUGCUCCUCCUGAUUCUGUGUUCCUCCUCCACGUGCGUGUCACUCCCAGUGAGUUUGGGAGACAAAGAGGACAUUUGGUUGUGUGACAGCCUGGGAGCAGAUUGCCCAGGGCCUGGUUUAGCUCUCCUGGCUCAUUUUGGAUGUAAGGAGAUGAAGAGGAUGAGCCAUGAACUCCACAGGAUUCAUCCCGAGUUUUCACCUCCCUGCAGGUGGAGGGUUCCUUGGAGCAGGGAAAUAUCCCUGGCUUUUGGGUGCCACUCCAAAUUCCCAUUCCCUGUUUGGAAGCCCUAUGAGCACUUGUUGCUGUGUUCUCCUCCAGCUCUGCUCUCUCAACUAACACAGUGUAGUGACAGGAGAUAAUUCCCCUUUUUCCUUAAAAAAAAAAAUCUCAAAAUACCCCCCACAGGAGAGCUGGCUGGACACCAUCUUUGCCAUUCACCCAGGAUAUCUGGUGGUGACCCAAAAUAUCAUCAUUUUCCCCGAUCUGUUGCUAGAUUCUCCAAAAGCACCUGCCAUAGGGUGUUUUGUGCCUUUUAAAUGUGUUUUUGUGAGUAUCUUUUGCCCACUGAGCAACUGCAGAGCCUCUGCUCCAUUUUUGCCCUUAAAUUUCUUGACCAGUUUUUUCCAUAGUGCUGUUCUCCACUUACCAGGCAGGUUUCCACAUUUUGUUGGUAUGUAAAGAUGCUUAGAGGGACUCUUGGGUCACAUUUAGUAAAACUAGCAGCUUCCUAUCACCAAAAAAUCCUCGAGAGAAUUUAGGGACUUCCUUAGGCUCUUAUUUAAAUCUUCCAGUUACUUUUCAGCUUCUUUGCACUGAAAUCCGUGUGAAUCCCAGUUCAGAGCAGACCUGUGGCUGUGGGUACUUCAGUUCUUUGAGCACAGUUCCCACCACUGCACUCACAAUAGCAAUGGGAACAACUUCUGUUUUAGAAAAUAUAUUUUUAGAUAUUCACUUGCUGCUGUCACUGGCCUCAAUUCAGCUUCCCGUCCUCCUCUCCCUUCUCCUUAACUAAUUAAAGUCUUCCAUAUUAUGGCAAGAUGGCAUAUGUAGCUUAAAUAACCCACCUCUUUAAUUAAGAGGUUGGAUUCAGCCUUCUGAGAUAUAUUUGACAUCAUUUGAGAUUUAAAAAUACAUUUUACUUACACAGUUUAUCUGUCAGAUCGCUCAAGGAGGGCAAAGAGAUAAUGAAAAUAAAUUAUUAAUUAAUAUUUCUCACCCAGUAUAUUCCAUUAAGAAUAUUAAGCAUUUAUUCCAUUCCUAAAAGUAUAUUUGACUUUGUAUAAUUUUUUUUUAAGUCUGCCUGCUGAUGAAGCUGCUGCUGUCUCUUUUUGACAGGGCUGUAGGGACAGGGUGGGAAAUACCCUUCAGGAGCUAACCAGAGCCAAGAAUUCCAAAUAUCAGCUCAUUGACCAGGUUUCCCAUUUCCUUUAUGCACUGUGAGCAGAUCUUUUCAAGCCCAACACGCCACAGACUGUCCCUGACACAUCCAAGCUGUUCUUACCUUGAAAACGAUUGGUAAAAUUAUGGAGUGAAAACAGCAGCAGGAGCAUCUCCACUUCCAGUGUGUGGGAUAAGUUUGGGUUUGGAAUGGUGAAGGAGUUCAGGGUGUUGCUGGGACAGACCCAGGGGUAUUGCACAGCAUCUGGAACUGCUCCCUGAAAAGGGGAAACACCUGGGGAUCUUUGUUCAUGAGAGAAUUGGGGAAUUGGAGUGCUUUUUGUUCAUUCUCUCACAUAGGUAGUUCAGAGAAUCCUGGAAUGGUUUGGAUGGGGAAGAGCAUUAAAUCCAUCCCACCCCACCCCCUGCCAUGGGCAGGGACACCUCCCACUAUCCCAGGUUGAUCCAAGCCCUGUCCAACUUGUCCUUGGACACUUCCAGGGAUCCAGGGACAGGCACAGCUUCUCUGGGAAUUUCAUCCCAGCCACACCCUCACAACCAAGAAUUCUCAACAGCAUCCCACUCAGCCCUUCCCUCUGGCAGUGUGCAGCCAUUCCCUGUGUCCUGUGCCUCCAUCCCUUGUCCCAAGUCCCUCUCCAGCUCUCCUGGAAUCCUUUGGGGCCCUGGAAGGUGCUGGAAGGUUUCCCUGCAGAGUUCCCUUUCAGUUUAACCAAACAUUCCCACCUUGGCACGCAGGAACAAUUCAAACAGUUCAGUUCAGCACUUCCUUCCUUCAGAGCUCUUUACUUACACAAAUCUUCUUCUGUAGAGCUUUGUAAGUCUCAGUGCUCUUUCUCCGGAGUCAUGGAGAAAAUAAAUACUGUUGAGAUGUGGGAAUGUUUAUAAAUCCAUUGGAUAUAUGUGAUAAAUUUGUAAAGAGCAAUGCAGAAUAGAGAGACAGUUUCAAUUAGGGUUGGGUUUGGUUUUUUAAUUUUUUUUUUUUUUUUGGAUGAAGUAGAUGGAAUAGGGAGUUUGCAUCAGGAUUGUGGGAGGCCACCCAACCUCCAAGGUCUCCUUGUAAGUGACACACUGGUCCCUUCUGGCCUUAAUUGUAAAACUGUGACUCCAAAGAGAUAAAACGUGUCUUUUACUUUUAUAACUUGUUCAGAUUAUUGAAUAGUUUAUAGAGAUUUGAGUUCUGGAGGGGUUUUCUGCAGCAAGAACUUUCCAUCAGAGAACACGUUGUGCCUUAUGUCUCUAACCCCAGUUCCAGUUCCAUACAAUAAAAAUCUUGUACCAUUACCCCAAAAAUUCAGCAUAAAUAGAAUUUGAUCAACUACAACCAUUUCUUCAGGUUGCAGUGCUUCAGCAGCUGAUUUUCACAAAUAACAUUUUCAGAGGGCUUCAAAAAAUCCCACAGCCAGCACAAGCCCUCUUGCUAAACUGGUGUCUCCUAAUUUCCUCCAUGGAGCCUGCAUUCCUUGAAGGAAUUCCUGUGGAGUCUGAGCUCAGCCCUCCUCAACUGCUCUGAGCUGUUUGCUUCCCUCUGAAGUUGAUUCUUAGUACUGAAUUUGGCACAUUAUUUUCCCAGAUUUCAGUGCUUCGUACAGAAAUAAUUUCUUUUUAUCUUUCAUGCAAGCUCCUUCACACCCCGAUAAUCCCAUUUUACCUGGUUUGCCUGUUCUGAAGUGCUCUGACCUGAAGCUGUUGUCCUUGCAGCCUCCAAGUAAGGGAUUUAUCUUGUUCCUACCCUAUAAAAAGCAAUCCAGUGUAGGGCAGAAGCUCCCAAACUUUCUACUCUGGGGUUUCUCGGCUCUCAGACCCUUCUCCCUUCCCUCCUUGCAGUUUGGAUGAUUAGAAAAUCACAGAAAUAGCAAUUUUUAAGUAUAAUUUUUUAUUAUUAUUACUUAGUCUUUUUUUUUUAAUGGGAAGAUUUGUUUACUGGGAAACAUUCCCAUUUCCUUUGGCCUUUUAGAUGGUGCUGUAUCCAUUACUUACUUGAAAUAUAUAUGAAAUAAGUAAGAACAAUUUAAUCUACUUUGGCCUGUUUAAAAAAAUUCAGCUCAUAAGUUCAGCCAGUUUACAGCAGGUUCUUCACUUGCACAAUCCUCUGUGAAAUCAGGUGGUUGGACCAUGGGAGAGGGACAAGGUGGAAAUGUUUUUGUCAUAGAGUCAUGGAAUGGUUUGGCUUGGAAGGGACCUUAAAGCUUAUCCAGUUCCUCCCCCUACCAUGUGCAGGGACACCUUCCCCUAUCCCAGGCUGCUCCAAGCCCUGUCCAGCCUGGCCUUUUCUGUUCCAAUUUAUUUUGCCUUGCUUGUCCUUUGUGUUGGAACCUUAAUUGGAGCAAUUUUCCUGGUUUGGGUGCCUGCUUUUAAUGUGGGUGUUUGGGACAGGAUGCCUGGAUUUGCACAGUUUUCCCAGGAGUCUGCUGCUUCCCUUGGACACUUCAUUUAUCCACGGUUAGGGAUCCCUCAUUGCAGUCAGAGUAGCUUAUUAGUAUUAUUAUUAUUAUCAUUCAUAAGUUGGUUUAGGCUUAAAAAUAGUUGGAAAAUCUUGAAGUCACUUUUCCAAGUGAAAAAUUACAGUGAAAACAGAGUUUGGAUUUUGAGCUUCCCAUCUUCCAGUGUUAUCCACUGAAUUUUCUGGGGGUUUUUUUGGGUUUUUUUUGGGUUUGUUUUUUGGGUUUUUUUUUUUUUGUUGUUUGUUUGUUUUUUUUUUUUUGGCUUCUUUGUGAAUUGGAGUGUCAUCCUGAGCCUUGUGCUGACCUGAAGCUGGUUUUUGGUUGCUGUGGGGUCAGAGCCCUGUUUGGUCUUUGGGAGGGACAGAUUCCCCAUUCUAUCACCCAGUAAAAGGGAAAAAGCCCUUUUCCCUUGCUGUUGGCUCCAGGAAUGUCUUUCUGAAUCUCAUCAAAGCCUCCCUGAUAUUGCUGCUGGAGUUCUGAGUGGUUCUGGGCAGCACUUCUCCCACCAGUGCUGCUGGUUGAGGCUGGGAGAGCCCGGUGAUCCCGUUGGAAGUCAGAUCCUGUGGGAUGACACGAUGCCACCGUGCCACCAUGGGACAGGGAAACCCAGGAGCAUCAGAUUUAAACUCAGUUUAGUUUCACAGCAGUUCUGUGGAAGGGUGACGAGUCAAAGUCAGUUGUGACCAUUUUCCUGACACAAUGCCUUGGCUGUCUUCCUCUUGGUCUUUAUGAUCUUCCCAAACCCGGGAAGCGGGAGAUACGUGCAGUACUUCUUUCAUUUUAGUUUGUUGGUUUUUUUUCUUAGUGUCGAUUUAAAAAGUGCCUAAGUGAGGAACAGGACUCCAGAGUGAGCUGGAGGAAUAGGAUUAGACCUCAUUUCCCUCUUGAGAAAAGAGCCCUCCCUGCAUCCCUCUGCAUAUCCCUCCAAUGAGUCCGGCUGGAAAAACUCCCCAUUCUUUCCUCGUGCUGCCCCCCUUGGUUCUCAGUCUUCUGGGAGGGGGAUCUCGUUCCUCAGCCGAACGUUUGCAGUCUCUGAUCUGGGGUGGAUGGCAAAGAGGAUGGAAUUCAGAAGGAAACUGCCUCUUGGAUUGCAGAUACAAAGAGCUCUGUGUGAUAAAACGCCCACCUUUGGAAAACCAGAUCUGGGUGGAAACAGCUGAUGUGCUUCUUUAAUCACCUCUUUUGGAAUCACAGAAUGGUUUAAAAUCAUCCAGCCAUGGGCAGGGACAUCUCCCACUAUCCCAGGUUGCUCCAAGUCCCAUCCAACCUGGCCUGGAACAUUUCCAGGGAUGGGGCAGCCAGAACCUCUCUGGAAUCCCAAAGGCAGUUUCUUCCUAUAUUCUUAAUUAUUUCUAGGUUUGUCAUAGUAGAACCUGCUAAACAUUUUGUCCAAAUAACCCUAAACUAUCAGCAGGUGGUUAUAAUUUUGUAAAGGUGAGAAUUUUAUGUGGAUUUAAAGAAUAAAAGUAUCAGUGGUAGAUUAUAAUAUUUCAUUAAAAGAGGAUUUCUUCUGACCACAGUGAGAGGAGGUAACAAACACUAUGAAGGAGUUUUAGUACCACUUAAGGGUUCAGCAAAUAAAAGCAAGCCGUGUGUAGAUGUUUUAUUUUUCAUUAGCAACAAAAUGUUUUCACUCUGAGGUGGGAAGGCCUGGGAAGGGACUGUUGGCAAGGAAAGCUUUGAGGACAUCUCUGCAGAGGGCAGACACUCAGCCUCUGGGGAGGGGAUGGGUGCUGAUAGAAGCAGUGAUCCUGUGGGAAUCCAUUGCUGAUGGAAAUCAGGAGAUUCCUGAUGGAAAUCCACUGUUCGUGGAGCCUGUGGCACGCACGGACCUUGGCCCUGCUCCGAGAUGCCUUUUGGAAGUGUGACAAGUGACAAAUGGCUGUCCUGGCAGCGGAUGGGUGCUGCAGUUGCAAACCCACGAGCGAGGGCACGGUGGAACAGCCUCGGAGCCACAUGGAAACAACAAAACCCCAACCAAGGCCGGGGAGGUUCCUCACAUCCCAAUUCUCUGUGUCUCCACUUUGUCCCACCGUGACCUCGACCCGGGGCCAGCUCCACUUCUCCUGCCUGGGCCGUGCUGGGAUGGCUCCAGCUGCCUCCUGUCACUGUCACCAGAUAAAUCAGUGACACCCAGGACCCCAUCCCUGCCCUGGCCUCUCCCACCCAGCUGCUGCUUCGCCCCAGCUGGGCCGUGUCUCAUCUGCUGUAGGUUCCUGCCUACCUCAAGGGGUAACCAUGGGAUCCUGGAGUGGUGUGGUCACCCUCUGGUCGGUUUUCCAUGAGCACUAGCGCACACUCACACACACUCACACACACACUGGAAUGUAUAUUCUCCUCCCCCCUAGCCCCCAAAUAACCUCUUGACCUGAUCCUUGCUGUAGCCACCACCAACUCCUCUUGCAAAUUGGAUGCUGCUUUAAAUGUGAAAACAAAUGUUCAAGAAGCUAUAAAACCUGAAUGAAAGCUAAAGCUGAAUUUAUAAAGCCUUGUUGCAUAUGAGCCAAAAGUGCAAAAAGCUCUAUAUAAUGAACUAACCUGCCACUCAUAUAAAUAUAAAUAUAUAUAAAUAUAUUAAAAUCAGACUGUUCUACAAAAUUGUGUAUUUGUAUUUUUGUGUACGUACAAUUUUCUGCUAAGCAGAAGGAGGAUGUAGUAUAGGAUGAUGUGAGAAGAGAUUUUGUUUAAUCAUAUUUCUUUGUUACUUAUUUUUGUUAACAUCCAGAUGCCUGUCUUUGUCUUAUGUGUAUGACACUGUUCCAAAGGUGCAGUAUCCCUCUCCUGCCGCGCGUCCAACCUCCUUCCUCCACAGGGAACGAGUCAGGUGAUGCCCCCUCAUCAUCAUCAUCAUCAUCCUCAUCCCCUUCGGAUCCACCCUGAUCUUGAUCUUAAGGGCUGCUCCUUCAGCUGAAAGACGAGAUGCUUCAUUUCCCAGCGUGGUGAAGUUGAAUAUUCAUGUUCUGGUUGCACGUAGUUGUUCCCUAAACACGUUUCCAUGCUCUGCUGCUGCUCCUCAGCCUGACAUUUUGGGGGGAAAAAUCGGAUUGGAUAGGUUGGGAGGGAGGAUGAGCAGAUCCUCGUGGUGGGAAGUUGCUGAUGGAGAAGAAAGUGCCGGGGUGGUCCCGGGGUGAACCUUGGUCACCCCCCACGGGGGAUGGAGGAACCUCGUGGUCCCCAUGCUGGCUGCUCUCGGGGGGCUUGGCUGUCAGGAAGGAAGGCUGGGGAGGUGAUGGGUUAUAAAACUCUCCCUGUGCCCCCUCAGGAACAUCCACCCCUGCACCCUGGUGGCUUUGGGGCACUUUGGCUCUUUGCUUUGGGAGGGUUGGAGCAGCCUGGAGAGGUGUCCAUCUGUUCAUGCCAGAUCCCCUUGCAGUGAAGGCACUGAGUGGUGAGAAGAACAUUCCAAACUCUUCUCCCAGUCACUGCCUUUAUCUGUGAGGUGCUGGUGGCUCCCUGCCAGGAGGAAAGGAACAGUGUAGGAAACCUGGGAACCCUUGGUGUGCUUGGGAAUCAUUAUUUAUCCAUCACAGAGAACUGUCCAGGGAAACAAAGGGCCAAAGGAGACGGGAUAGAACAGAUCUAGUGGAGUAUCACCUUCAGUCCCACCACAGCCCCUUGAGGAAACUGGUCCAGCCUCCAUCCCAAAUGCAGGUGAGGGUCAAUGUCCAUCACACCUUCCCCUGGCAGCAGCUGCUGUAAAAUGAACCAUCAACCUCUCCCCUUGUUCCGUUUUUUUUUUUUAAUUUAAUCCCUGUCUUUGUCAGAGCCGACCCGCGGCCGGGGGGAGAGCGAUACUGCACCUUUCUACGUAGGGCUCAUAUUUAUAACAAUGUGUAAUGACUGUAGCAAAGUCCUUGUUUCUGUAUGUGAAUGGACAGAGAAACAAGUGCUCUAUUGUAUUGAUUAAAAUAGUUCAAAUGAGUCCUGUAUCAUUGUAUCUCCUAUUCUGGAUUAGUGCCUUUUGGACAGUAGACUGUUCUGUAAUUAAAAUGUAGUAUAACUGCUUUUUUGUACAGUUUUGUUUUAAUAAAACUUUUUUUUAAUUUGUGUUUAUUUUAGUAUUGUACCUAUUAGAAAAUAAAAAUGUAUAACUCAA